CAGAGGUGAAUUCUGUUCCAUGUUUCAGCACCACGGAUAGCUCCCACACCUUUGUUUCCUACCACUCUAAAAUCUGAGAAGGUUGGCACAUCAGAUCCCUCUAUCAAGGACUGUGUGUAUCACAAAUGUUUUUCCAUCUUCUCCUGGGAUUUUUUUAAUUACCAAUUAUUAAGCAUAUUUGUUUGCUAACCCUCAAUAUGUCACAUAUUUUAUAUGCAGCACCAUACAUUUUGAGAGGGGAAAUAGAUUCAGCAGUAUAGUGCAUGAAGGUCUAUUUUGUUGAAUGAGGGUGGAAUCAUUUUUGAAAUGACAGUGAAGUAAAGGCAGUUACCAAAUGGAAAUCAAUCAGCAUGGUAUCUGAAGAAAAAAUACAACACUCCAACCAAAAAGCUCUGAUCAUUUGUAAAUUAGAAGUGGGGGGAACAGGAAGGAUAUUGACAUCCUAUGCCAGCAAAAUCGAUCUCUGUCUCUUUAAACUCCUGAUGAUCAAACAGUUUGGCUGGUUUCACAAGCCAGGCACAGCACAUUGACUCAUGAACACAAUGAAAUGAACCCCAGACUGUUUCCUCUUCACAGCAGAUAAAACUAUCCACCCGUGUAAAGGACAAGUCACUAGUCAUCUACAGAUGGUGCUGUGUCUACUCGUGGAAAUUAAGUCAGUUCUUUCCUCAAUACUGAAGACAUUCCUAGCCUGAGCUUGAUGCGAAGGAGAUUGUAAAACAUCACACAUUUCUUGUAAGUCCACCUAUCGAUGACUGAAGCAGAUCGAAAUGUCUGAAGCCUUUGAAGGUUCUGGAACCACCCCUACCAAUUGCACCACAACAACCUCCAACUCUGGUAUGAAUGGGACCUCUGUGGUUUUCCAGGGCUUGCGGUUAGUCCAACAGUUGAAGUUGCUGAUCAUCCUUAUGUACACAGUUGUGGUUGUGAUUGGGAUGGUAGGUAACUGCCUCCUGGUUCAUGUCAUCUUGCGUGUAAAGAAGAUGCACAAUGUCACAAACUUCCUCAUUGGGAACUUGGCUCUUUCCGAUGUGGCCAUGUGCACCACCUGUGUCCCGCUUACUCUUGCUUAUAUCUUUGAGCCACAUGGCUGGAUUUUUGGCAGCACCAUGUGCUACUUUGUCUACUUUAUGCAACCUGUCACUGUUUAUGUCUCCAUCUUCACUUUGGCCACCAUUGCCAUGGACCGGUACAUUGUCAUUAUGCACCCAUUGCGAUGCCGUGUCUCCUUGCAGCUCAGUGCCUACAUUAUUCUCUUCAUUUGGAUUCUCUCCUGCUGCCUGGCAUUGCCAGCCAUGGCACACACCUAUUAUAUAGAGCUGGAGCAACAGGGCAUCACCUUGUGUGAGGAAUUCUGGGGGGAACAAGAACGACAGAGACAAACCUAUGCCUUGUGUUUGCUGCUCCUCACCUACCUCUUCCCUUUGUUGGCCAUUUUGAUAUCCUAUAUCAAGAUCUCCCUCAAACUAAAGAACAGAGUAAUGCCAGGGAGCAUCACUCAAAACCAAGCGGACUGGGAUAGAGCAAGGCGGAAGAGGACUUUCUGUUUGCUGGUCAUGGUGGUAGUUGUCUUUGGGGUGUGCUGGCUUCCCCUUCACACCUUUAACUUUAUACGGGACAUAAACAUCAAUGCUAUUGAUGCCUAUUAUUUCAGCCUGGUCCAAUUGGUUUGCCACUGGUUUGCUAUGAGUUCAGUAUGUUAUAACCCAUUCAUAUAUGCAUGGCUCCAUGAUAGCUUUAGGGAAGAGCUUAAAAAAUUACUUGUUUGGCAUAGAAAAGUAAUUCCUACUGGACAAAGUGUGACUGUAAGUGUUGUGAUCUGGCUGGCUCUCCUAUAUCUCUUUUAAAAGUUAAAUAUGUGUGGGGGAAAGAUUCAGACCAGCAAAUAAUACCAUAUUUCUAUGAUUGCCCAAACCUUUUGUCCAAACAACAUACGAUCACAUCAUACUCUAAAGAUAACAGCUUUGAAUGAAAUAUAUAUGGAAGCAAUAGAAAUGUGAUUAAAAUUAUAUUCUAUAUAAGAUUCUCUUACCUCCCGCUUCAUAUCAACAAUGUUAUGUCGGUACAGGAAUUUUAUUUUUUUCCCCUUGGUAUAGCAGAGCAGGACAUUUUCAAUAUAGGAUUUUUUUUGUGUGUGUGUCAGGAGCGACUUGAGAAACCACAAGUCAUUUCUGGUGUGAAAGAAUUGGCCGUCUGCAAGGACGUUGCCCAGGGGACGCCCAGAUGUUUUGAUGUUUUUACCAUCCUUGAGGGAGGCUCCUCUCAUGUCCCCACAUGGAGCUGGAGCUGAUAGAGGGAGUUCAUCCGUGCUGUCCCUGGGUUGGAUUCGAAGCAGCAGCCUUCAAGUCAGCAAACCAAACUUCAAGUCAUCAGUCCUGCCAGCAUAAGGGUUCAACCCACUGUGGCACCGGGGGCUCCUAAUAUAGGAUAUGACUGUGAUUAAUAUCAAGUUUAUGUGUUUACACAUUGCAUAAUGAAUUCAGUCUGUAUUCAUACAGAGUUGCUCAGUAGCUGUAAAUGACAGAAAAAUGUCAAAUUCAAAUUUCACGUUGUUACAUACAUUUGAUAUGCAUUUGAAAUCUCUACAGCUACAUGUUAUCAAGCUUGUGAUUGCCCGAAGAUAUUAAAUACUCUUACUCAUCAGAUAAAUACAUUGGCAAUGAUAAUAUAUUGGCGCAGUAUGGAUAUAUAUAUAUCUAGAUAUUAGAACACAUUUUUUUCUGCUCAGUAUUGUGUGAAUAUUUGAGUGAUGCUCCAUUUUAUCUAAUUGUCCAUUACAUGGCAUUCCACAUUUUUAGGCUAUGCUAUAGUAAGGGUAUAAGAUCAAAUGAAAUGUGCAAAUUAAUUUAGCAAUUUGUGUUGUUGUUAGUCCAUUGUUUUAGGAAUGAACACUGAGUUUCUUUUGCAUACAGUACUUUAAUCUAAUUGUCAUGAUUUAAUGUAUAUUUUAUAUUUCAUGCCUCCCCUGUUGUUUGUAUAUAUCUGCCGGCUGUGAACAAUACUUCAUAGAUCCGAUGAAGUAAACUCCAUUACAUGAAAGGUUAUACCCUCAUAAAGCCAUUAAUGUUUCAGGUGUCAUAAAGACUUAGUUUUUCCAUCAAAAGAAUAAUUCUACUUUUCCCUUGAAUCUAUUUUAUUUCCAUUUGUAAAUGGUUUUAUUACACAUUGCUCCAGAUUUAUUGAUUGAAUUCAAGUCUCUUAUCUGUCCAGUGUUAUAAAAGGGCUUACUUCAAGUAAGCUAAAAUUAUUUUAUACCCCACUCCCUUGAUAGCAGAUUUACAAAUCUUUAUACAAAACACUUUUCAAAUCUUUAGAAAAAACCCACACAAUCACAUUAUUAAAAAUGUGUCCAAAAUCACAGAUGGGGGCUAUUCAAAUAUUCCAUGGCUGAUAGGGUGGAGCCUGAAUCAGUUUGAACAAAAAAUGUGUAGUUUUCGGUGGGCUGUUUUAUAUAAUAUCUGAAAACAGAAUGGGGAGGAGGGAGACGAAAGCCUGGCCAAAUGGAUGGAAAGAGCCAGAUUUGAUUGGUUCCUAUUAAACAGAAUGAGGGGUCAGCUAACAAUGGACCCCAAAACAGCAUGCCUUUAGGCCGAAUUGCACACCUCUAAUGGCUGAUGCUCAUUUCUAGAUCUUAAUUAAUCAAUCACUCAACUGCAAAUGAAGAUUUGACAUGUAAAACAGCUACAGAUAAGAGCCAAUGGCUUGACUGUUGGAAUCCCUGCUCAGUCAUAGAAAUCAACCGAGUGACUAUUAUUCCCACAGUCUAAAAUAAAAACAAUGGCAGCCCUCCCGAAUAAAUCUCACCAAGCAAACCCAAUCAUAGGGUCACCAUAAAACAAUCAUAGGGUCACCAUAAAACAGAGUCAUCUUACUAGCAAAUGACAACAACAGAGAGAUUUUUGUAUCAUUUUUCCUCCUUGUGAAUAGCUUGCAGUGAGUCAUUGAAUUAUAUGAUAAUAACAUGACUGGAUUCACAAACUGAAUACUCAAAUGGCAUAAAUGAAAAUGUAGAUUGGAUGACAGUUUUCUAUCCAAUUUAAUUUUCAUUGUUUUCGAUUUUUGGUUAUUUGCUGAUGAUUUGAUAAUGGUGUAUGCUUUCAAUUAUCAUCAUUGUUGUAUUCAAAUCUUGUAUUCAUGUUAGAUGUAAAUGCGGAUAAUUUGUCAGUGUUCUUGUUUGAAAUGUUUGUACUUGAGGAACUUGCAGAACUGUUGUUAAGAUAACAGAAUAUAUUGUAUAUUAAUUAAUAGUAUUUAUUUCUUUUGGAAACAUGCCCUUUGCCAUUGUUUUAGUGUAGUGUCUUUCUUAUUAUGUGAGUUGGAAAGCGUAUUAUUUUUAUAUGUCGUACAAUGAAUUCUAAUUGAAUUGUCAUUGGAAGCUAACCUGCACAGUCAUGUACUUUAAGAAGAAUCUGUUAUCUCUGAAGGCUUGUUAAUUGGAAAUUCAGACUGGAUUUUAACCUUGAGUCAAGAUACCAAAAUAAUGACUGAAGAGGCAUAGAGGUUGGAGCAGAUGUCUAACUAUAUAACCAGAAUCAGUAGCUGUUGGCAUUAGAUUGUGGGGAGUCGAAGAAAAAAGGUACUUAGUUUGUAUAAAUAGAUACUUCAGAGUUGGUAAUAUUGGAUUAAAAUGAAUUCUUUGUAAAAAUGUA
Anolis carolinensis (green anole) is the source of this 4649-nucleotide messenger RNA. Its product is annotated as prolactin-releasing peptide receptor. Gene Ontology annotation, biological process: G protein-coupled receptor signaling pathway. Gene Ontology annotation, cellular component: neuron projection; plasma membrane. Gene Ontology annotation, molecular function: neuropeptide binding; neuropeptide Y receptor activity. Bases 771 to 1847 code for a protein of 358 amino acids. Lineage: Eukaryota; Metazoa; Chordata; Lepidosauria; Squamata; Anolidae. The record is from RefSeq and is a predicted model, not a curated record. The transcript is spliced from 3 exons.